This is a messenger RNA of Acanthaster planci (crown-of-thorns starfish), 2173 nucleotides long. Its product is annotated as G2/mitotic-specific cyclin-B-like. Gene Ontology annotation, molecular function: cyclin-dependent protein serine/threonine kinase regulator activity. Lineage: Eukaryota; Metazoa; Echinodermata; Asteroidea; Valvatida; Acanthasteridae. The record is from RefSeq and is a predicted model, not a curated record. Gene Ontology annotation, biological process: mitotic cell cycle phase transition.
GCCUUGCAUGCGGUUAGUUCACAUUGGGAUGCUGUACGAAGUACACGCACGGAAGAGAAUUUAAAAACCCCGGCGGAAGAGAUUUAACAGUCAAAAAAAAGUGCUCGAGAUUUCUCCAAGAAGCUUGAAUUCGUAUCCCGAGGCUUGUCUUGCCUAAAAAAUGUCUCUUAGAGUGAGAGGGUCCACGAAUAUCCUUGGCAAUGCCAAGCUGGGCAUGCCAAAUGGUGAAAAUGCUGAUGUCAGAAUAAAUGGGAAAAUGGUCACCAGAGCAGCAUCCAAGAGUAUCAAGUCGACAUUAGGCACAAGAGGUGCUCUAGAGACCAUCAGUAAUGUAGCAGGAAAUAACAUACAGGAUGUUGCGAAGAAGGAUGUUAAACCGAAGAAAGGAAUGACGAAAUCCAAGGCCACCAGUUCCCUACAGUCUGUCGCUGGACUCGGUGUGGAACCUGUUAAAAAGGUCCUGUCCCCCGAGCCCAUGGACAUGAGCGAUGUCAGUCACGCUUUGGAAGCUUUCUCACAGAACCUGCUUGACAUUGGCAUUGAUGACAUUGACAAAGAUGACCAUAGCAACCCACAGCUUUGCAGCGAGUAUGUCAAUGAAAUCUACGAGUAUAUGAGACAUCUUGAGCGCGUAUUCAAAGUAAGGACAGACUACAUGGCUAGUCAGGAGAUUACAGAGCGAAUGAGAACAAUCCUGGUUGAUUGGAUGGUUCAAGUUCAUCUCCGAUUCCAUCUCCUUCAGGAAACGCUCUUCCUUACCAUCCAGAUCCUUGACAGAUAUCUUGAGGUGCAGUCUGUAUCCAAGAAUAAACUACAACUGGUUGGUGUGACCUCCAUGCUGAUUGCAGCCAAGUUUGAGGAGAUGUACCCACCAGAGAUUGGAGACUUUGUCUACAUUACUGAUAACGCUUACAGCAAGGCUCAGAUCCUUGCCAUGGAAUGCGAUAUCCUCAGGAAGCUUGACUUCAAUCUCGGCAAACCUCUCUGCAUUCACUUCCUCAGACGCAAUUCCAAAGCUGGUGGGGUUGAUGGACAGAAGCACACAUUGGCCAAGUACAUAAUGGAGUUAACACUACCAGAGUACAGCUUUGUUCAGUAUGACCCGUCAGAGAUAGCUGCUGCCGCCCUGUGUUUAUCAACCAAGAUUCUAGAACCAGGCGCAGAGUGGACUAAGACUCUGGUGCACUACAGUUGCUACUGUGAAGACCACCUGACCCCGAUUGUAAAGAAGAUGGCCACACUCCUUUGCAAUGCACCUAAGAACAAAUACCAGGCUGUCAGGAAGAAGUAUGCAAGCAGCAAGUUCAUGAGCAUCAGUAACGUCGAACAACUAACAUCAUCGGUCGUUACUGACCUUGCCAACCAGGACUGACCUUUUUAAGAUCUACUCAGUAGACGGGCCUGUAAAUAGCCAUUGAUUGUAGUCUUAAUAGCCACUGCAGAAAUGUCGACAUAUUUCAUUAUGAUCCAUAAUUGAUAGAACCCAAACUGGAGUUCGACAUUUCCUCAGAAGACGGUAGUUUCAAAAUGCUGAAAGUUUAAUAUUAAAUAUAAAGUUGAGUGUUCCUGUAAGUGAUUUUAAGCCUUCACGUACAUGUACAGGUUUUUUAUUCCAAUGGCAUGAGGGUCCUUUGAGCUAAAGAAUUUCAUCCUUGCCUUAAGAAAUACACUAGCACCUACAGCACCUGUACCCAACCUUUCUGCAUGGCUAUUGUAAGCGCUGCAUGUACAUGUAAAUAGUUUUAAGUGCAAUCCGAAUUCUGAUGAGAGCUUUACAAUAGACUUAUAAAAAACUUAAGCCCCUCAUCAAGAAUACAUUGAAAAGUUGGGAGCAAUAACUUUCACAUAUGAAAAAUGGGCUUGGAUUCCAUGCAUCUGAAAAUUAGCUCGGCCUUUUUGGAACUAGUCCAACUUCCACUGUAUCACUUAUGCUUGUACUUUACAAUUCAGCAAGCCACAUUUAGCUGAAGCUUGGGAACCCAUUUCAAUCAAAGCUUGUCUGUCAAAGUUUCCCACACAACUUUUGACAACUCAAAUUAUUGGUAAUUCCAAAUACUGUACAUGUUUGUGGAAAAAAAUCGUGUCUUCAUAUUAUGUAAAAUUAAUGAUUUUUGUAAAUUGUCCUUGUCUGUUAUUCUUUUGUAUAUAAUAAAUAAACAUUAAUUGGAAAUAA